This is a messenger RNA of Schistocerca americana (American grasshopper), 1481 nucleotides long. Its product is annotated as enoyl-CoA hydratase, mitochondrial-like. Gene Ontology annotation, biological process: fatty acid beta-oxidation. Gene Ontology annotation, molecular function: enoyl-CoA hydratase activity. Bases 68 to 946 code for a protein of 292 amino acids. Gene Ontology annotation, cellular component: mitochondrion. The transcript is spliced from 8 exons. Lineage: Eukaryota; Metazoa; Arthropoda; Insecta; Orthoptera; Acrididae. The record is from RefSeq and is a predicted model, not a curated record.
UUUGCGACGUGAAGAAAGCCGGCCACAGAUUUCACUUUGCAGUGGUGGCAAGCGGACUACAACUGAAAUGGUCCUCGCACUUCAAAUAUCUCAGCUUUUCUUUCGCACAGGAUAUGCUAGAAGCAAAGGAGCGUCGUUGACGUUGCAGAAAUGCAUGAGCAAUACAUCAUACCAGUACAUAUUAAUCAACACUUUAGGUGAAAAGAAGAAUGUUGGUCUGGUCCAAUUAAACAGGCCAAAGGCCCUGAAUGCCUUAUGUACUGAUUUAAUACUGGAAAUGGAUGCAGCUAUUGCCAAAUUUGAAAAAGAUGAUAAAAUUGGAGCUAUUAUUAUCACAGGGAAUGAAAAAGCAUUUGCCGCAGGUGCUGACAUAAAGGAAAUGCUGAACCAAACAUAUUCUGAAGUCAUGAAGGGAAGCUUGUUUGGUGAAUGGAAACGAAUCUCACACUGUAGUAAACCUGUGAUAGCUGCUGUAAAUGGAUAUGCACUAGGUGGAGGAUGUGAAAUGGCAAUGAUGUGUGAUAUUAUUUAUGCUGGUGACAAAGCACGUUUUGGGCAACCAGAAAUUAUAAUUGGAACACUACCAGGAGCUGGUGGUACUCAGAGAUUGACAAGAGCUGUUGGAAAAUCAAAGGCAAUGGAAAUGUGUUUAACUGGCGAUCAAGUUACUGCAAAGGAAGCCGAAAGAAUGGGUCUUGUGAGUAAAGUGUUCCCUGCUAGCCAACUUAUGAGUGAAGUCAUCAAAUUAGCAGAGAAAAUCUCUUCAUAUUCGCCACUGAUUGUGACUCUGUGCAAAGAGGCAGUAAACACAGCCCUUGAAACUACUCUACAAGAUGGCCUUCAACUUGAAAAGUGCCUAGCCUAUGCAACAUUUGCAACUGACGACCGCAAGGAAGGGGUGACAGCCUUUGUUGAAAAAAGAGCACCAAAUUUCAAAAAUAGUUAAUUUUGGUAAAAAGAUGUAUAAUGAGGAGAUUUGACAAGUGAGCUUCUGGAUACUAAGCUGGAUUUGCUACACAUAAUACAAUUUGAAAUAAAAACAAUCAUAAAUGCAAAGUAAGCAAUGCCUACAACUUUUUUAAUCCUACACAUUAUAUAAGAUAAUCAAGAGCAUCAUUACUAUUCUGUGCAUUAUGUAUUCUGCAUCACAUAUAGUAUGUUGCAAUUUCACACUAGAUACAAUCAUAAAAAUAAACUACUGUUUGCCUCAGAUCACUCAUGUUUUCUUUCAUACUGUAUAAUCAGCAACAGAUACACUUUUACCUAAAUAUUAUGUUUUUAGAAAUAUCUCUGGCUGAGUUUUCUGUCCAUUGUAUCAUACAUAAUGUUUGUAGCCAACAUAGUGACAUAUGUAAGAUUAAUUACUUAAGUAGCUUCUUAAUUGAUAUGGUAUACAAUUUGAUUGAUGAUGAUAAUUGAACUUAUCUUUUACCAGUUACCAUCUGCAAAAAUAAUCUCAUCCAGUGUCACACAGACAUUUU